AUGGAUUCUGUUAAGAGCAAGAAAUCUAAGGACAGUAUGGUGAAAACUCCAAAAUCGGCUAAGAAAAAUGAACCUGCCAAAACACCAGUCUCCAAGAUUGUCCCAUUGAAGGACACACCACGACCUGUCUUGUCUAACAAGAAACAGAAUGGCCUUCAGGCAGGUACUCCCAAUAAAAAAGGAAAUGCCACUCCUGGUAACAAAAAGACCCCAAAAUCUGAAUCCAAGAAAAAACAAAAAACACCAGCAAAGAAGGAGGAGGAGGAGGAAGAUGAUGAUGAUGAGGAUUCAGAGAUUGAAUUCAAUAGUGAACUAAUGAAGAAAUUAGAAGACAUGUCUGAUUCUGAUGAGGAUGAUGAUGAGGAAAUGGAUGAGGACGACGACGAUGAUGAUGAUGAGGAAAUGGACGAUGAUGACGACGAUGAGUCACUUGAUGAGGAAGAAUUGAAACAACUGAUCAAGUCUCUUAAGGAAAAAGAAAAAAAAUCUGAUAAGAAAGAAACGGCAGCCAAAAAGACACCAGCAGCCAAAGAACAAGCUACAAAGAAAGGCAAAGCAACGCCAGCUGCCACAUCUGAAGCCCCCACUUCUAAAAAAGGUCAGAAGGAAACCAAAAAGUCUCCAACUAAAAAAGAAAAAGUCGUCCCAAAAGAGUUGCCUAAAAAGGAUAAACAAACUGCUGUAAAAGCUUCAACUGCUCCACUCGACAAAGAUGAGCAAAUGAAGUUAGUCAAUGAAAGGGAUCAGCGAACUUUAUUUCUUAAGGACUUACCAAUUGAAAUCCAGGAAGACACUCUCAUGAAAUUGUCAAAAGAUAUUCAGAGCGUUCGCAUUCGGAAACGGAUUCGGAGGGAUCCCAAGAAAACUGCAUGUUACGCAUUUUUGGAAUUUGAAAAUGAGGCUGCUGCUGAAAAGAAUUUUAAAUCGCUGAGUGAGACAGUAUUGAAAGGUAAACCACUGACAGUUGACUAUACAGGCAAAAAGAGUCUUCACCGGCCAAAAGAACCAAAAAUCAUCAAGGAGUUGGAUCCCAAGAAAUUGUACAUCACUGGAUUUCCAUACACAACAACAGAAAUUGAACUAAGACAGUUGUUCCCAAAAGCAGAUUCUUUGGUUAUGCCAAUCAAACGGAACACGCAAAGGCCACUAGGGUUUGCCUUUGUCAAAUUUGAAGAUGCUGAUGUCUGUGCUGAAGUAAUGAAGCAGAUGAAUGGAAAAUCGUUCAAAGGUGGCAAACUGGUUGUUCUUUAUGCCAACUUAGUAACGGACAGUCAAAUCUCAAAAGGAACUAAAAGAAAGACAGAAACCGCACCAGGUAAAGCCAAGAAAAUAAAACUUGAAAAAAAAAAUGAGGAUGAAGACGACGAAGAUGACGAUGAUGAUGAUGACGAUGAUGAUGAGGAAGACGAUGAUGACGAAGAUGACGACGACGAUGAUGAUGAUGAGGAAGACGAUGACGAAGAUGACGACGAUGAUGAUGAUGAUGAUGAGGAUGAUGAAGAAGAAUAA
Molecule: messenger RNA, 1509 nt
Organism: Acanthosepion pharaonis
Lineage: Eukaryota; Metazoa; Mollusca; Cephalopoda; Sepiida; Sepiidae
Source: the annotation of a GenBank genome assembly